AUGUUUAUCAGGGUGCGGCCCGUUUUGCGAGGCCGACAAGUCAGUGCGGUGCGUCGUUUGGCGUCUAAAGUGGGGGACAACACGGCUGAUCCACAGAGGGGAAAGAUUGACCCCCCACUCAACGGCCCGUUGUCUGGAGAUGUGCCAUUGAUUAGACUGAAACUUGCAGAUGUCAGGAAACCGCACACUGUGCGCGAGCAAGAGACCAAUUCGGAGCAGGAACCACACGGGGCCGAGGAAACUGGCGAUGGAGGGUCCCCGAAGUCCAGAUCAGGCAAGUCGCGUGUCGUUUUCGCAGUGGUAGCAGCCGGUCUGGCCGGUGCGUACUAUUACACCACCACAAAUACAGCCACUGAAAACACCACAGACCUGCUCAGACCCGACCAGUUUGUUCCUUUCGUGGUCACGUACAAGCAGAAGUACGACGAGGACCACUAUCUGAUCGAACUCACCAGAAAACAGUACAAUCCAGCUCUGGCCAGCCCGCUUUUCGACGGUGCUGCCAUGUGGAGCGUCGAGAUCAAGCAACCCGACAUCAACAUCGUGCGCAACUACACGCCUCUGCCGUUGUACGUGGACGGAACGGACCCAGAAACCAAUCGGCCGCGACUGCGACUGCUAACCAGGACAGAAAACCACGGCCGGUUCUUGCUGCUGGUGAAACGGUACAACACCGGAGAGUUUUCGAGAUGGCUCACUAAUAGAAAGGUGUUUGAUGAGGUGCAACUUCGUGGGCCGUGCGUAGAGUACAAACUGCCACAGACGUUGCCGGAGACCGUUGCGUUCUACGGAGCAGGAACAGGCGUCUUACCUUUAUUACAGUUACUAUACACACCGGGAGCUGUCGUGCCGUUUGUGCACGCGUUUGUUUCGCUGCACAAACACACAGACCUGCCAAAAGAGCUGUUUUAUCUCAACUGGCUCGCGGAGCAGCGUCAGAAGGCGAAGUUUAGGUAUCUUAUUUCCGAAGCCGGCGAGCGACUGACUGCCAAACAGAUGGCGCAGCCAGCACCAUUCCAGCCGCUGGGAAGUGCUAGCACGGCUCCCCUGGUGGAGAACGAGGCCGUUCCAGACACCAAGGUGGAUAUUUUGCCGAAAAAGUCCAUCUGGGACAUUUUCAAAAGAACACCACGGGUCCACGCCUCGUUUGCGUUCGUGUGCGGUCCCGAGACGUACACGACGUUCGUCAGCGGACGGCCGAACCUGAACAACCUCGGACAAAUCGACACGGGGGCCAUUGGCGGAUUGCUGGCCCAGAACCAGUGGACCCUCGCCAACAUCAAACGCCUGCUCUAG
Molecule: messenger RNA, 1296 nt
Organism: Ogataea philodendri
Lineage: Eukaryota; Fungi; Ascomycota; Pichiomycetes; Pichiales; Pichiaceae
Exons: 1
Coding region: 1-1296 (431 amino acids)
Molecular function (GO): oxidoreductase activity
Source: RefSeq, a predicted model, not a curated record